AUGGCAGAUCAUCAAAGAAUUCAUCCGGUUCAGGACCCCGAGGCGGCAGCACCACAGACCACCACUGCUCCGUUGGUUCCCCGAGGUUCUUUCCGGUCAGAUAAAGGCGAUCCGGCAGAACAGUAUCCACCAUUCCGCCGGACUAUCCCGUAUGCACCUUCAAAACCACCACCAAGGAAAAGCUGCUGUAGAAAGUGCUUGUGUUGGACCAUAUCCCUUCUCCUACUACAAAUACUAAUCAUUGGGAUUUUGGCUGCAAUCAUAUACUUUGUAUUCCAACCAAAAAUACCAAAAUACUCGGUAGAUGCCAUGAGAAUAACUCAAUUCAAUCUCGGCAAUGAUAACAGUCUCUCUGCGACGUUCAACGUCAAUAUCACUGCAAGAAAUCCUAACAAAAAGAUAGACGCAGGAUGCAAACAGAUUACUUCAGUCAUUGCAGGCGCAACAGCAGACGGGAAAUAUUCCUUUGAGGCUUCGAGCCAAGGUUCCGGUGAGGCUGAAGCUUGGAAAACUGAAACUGAUGAAAUGGAAGUUGUUGGUGAGAUGCAGGCUGGUGGUAGACACUUUAUCUGCAGAUAA
Molecule: messenger RNA, 579 nt
Organism: Fraxinus pennsylvanica
Lineage: Eukaryota; Viridiplantae; Streptophyta; Magnoliopsida; Lamiales; Oleaceae
Source: the annotation of a GenBank genome assembly